AUGAAGCUCUUCCGGCCCAAGGCCAAUGGGGCCGCCACCUCAACGCCUGCCCCGGCCCCCGUCAAGAAGGACCCCCAGACUCCGCAGAUGUCCCCGCUUGAAAAGAGGCUCCAAGAUUUAGGUCCGAUUCGUGGCGAUGGCAGCGACAAGUUCUUUGGCAUGGAAAACUACGGAAAUACGUGUUACUGCAAUUCGAUCCUCCAAUGUCUCUACUACUCCGUCCCCUUCCGCGAAGCCGUCAUAAAUUAUCCACAACGCACUCCCUUGGAAAGUCUCGAGGCCGCCCUCGCUCAGAACUUGCGAUUUCAGAACCCCAACGCACAUCUAGAGGCCGAGGCCCUGGCAGCGAAACAAAAGGCCGCUGCUCCGGCGCCAUCAUCGCGUGGUGCGGGAGUUCCUUCCAACCAGCCGCAGAAACCGGAGGAUAAGGAUUCACCGGAAUAUAAGAAGAAGGUUGCUCUACAGACGAUGCCGAUCCUCGAGACCAAGAACAACGCCCCCAGCUAUGGCAUGUCGGAGUCUUUAUUCACCUCGCUCAAGGAUAUCUUUGAGUCGCUGGUGGCAAGUCAAUCACGAAUCGGAAUCAUUCGCCCCCAACAAUUUCUAGACGUACUACGACGUGAAAACGAAAUGUUUCGGACGCCUAUGCACCAGGAUGCGCACGAGUUUCUAAAUCUCUUGCUGAACGAGGUGGUGUCCAAUGUGGAGGCGGAGGCCACCAAGCAGAGUUUCGCGGAGAAAUCACUUCCACCAUCCGAGAGUGCAGAUUCGCUAGGCAUGUUGACGACCAGUACCGGCUCGAAAUCUCCGAAUACAACAAGAUGGGUGCAUGAACUUUUUGAAGGAACCUUGACGUCAGAGACCAAGUGUCUGACCUGCGAGAAGGUCUCGCAGCGCGAUGAGGUGUUUUUAGAUCUCUCGGUCGAUUUAGAGCAGCACUCAUCGGUAACAUCCUGCCUUCGGAAGUUUUCCGCUGAGGAGAUGCUCUGCGAGCGUAAUAAGUUCCACUGCGAUAACUGCGGCGGUCUCCAGGAAGCCGAAAAGCGAAUGAAGAUCAAGCGCCUACCCCGGGUGCUGGCACUGCAUCUGAAGCGUUUUAAGUAUACAGAAGAUCUGCAACGACUACAAAAGUUGUUCCACCGCGUUGUCUACCCCUACCAUCUCCGACUGUUCAACACUACCGACGAUGCGGAAGACCCCGAUCGCCUCUAUGAGCUCUACGCGGUAGUCGUUCACAUUGGCGGCGGACCUUAUCACGGCCACUACGUUGCAAUAAUCAAAACGGAAGACCGGGGGUGGUUGCUUUUUGAUGAUGAACUCGUGGAACCGGUGGAUAAGAACUACGUACGGAACUUCUUUGGUGAUCGACCUGGCCUUGCAUGCGCCUAUGUUCUCUUCUAUCAGGAGACGACUCUUGAGGCCGUUCUUCGGGAACAAGCUCAGGAAGACCAGGCAAAUGCGGCUACUGAUUCGGGAGAGUCAACUAAGACCAACGGAUACCCCUUGUCACCUAACCUAGUCCACGUCAACAGCGCAUCUCAGGUGCCUUCUGAUGAUCAAAACCGACUUCCUCCUAUCCAGAAAACGUCAACAGCACCCCAAAUGAUGCCCACUCACCACGAAGGUCCUGAGUUAGAACCCGCGCCAGCCCCAGCAGUUCAGCCGCCUCUACCCCCCAUUCCUGACGAGCAGCCGCCUCCCCUGAGCCCAAAGAAGAGUGAUGUUGCCGCCAAGAAGGAAAAGGCACGUCUCAAGGCGGAGGAGAAAGAGAGGGAGAAGGCCGAAAAGAUUCGCCGCAAAGAGGCCGAUCACCAACGCCAACUAGAGGCCCAGCGCGAAGCUGAGGAAUUCCGAAUGGCUAUCGAAAGAAGCAAAGCCGACGCGAAUGAUGUUGGAGCCGAGAAUGGCUCCCCUAAGAAAUCGUUCGGCUUUUUAAGGCGCGGGAGCCGGAAUCUCAGUCAACGACUGAGCAAGGAUAAAGAGCCCAGGUUGUCGACCUCAGAUCUGGCAGCCACUCCAUUACAUGAAACGCCCAGUAGCACUAACGCGAGCACUACCACUACUACCACCACCACUUCUGCCGCUCCCACUCCCGCUCCCACUCCCGCUCCCACUUCCACUCCUGUUACCGCUCCUGUUGUUGGCUCUCCUCCUACCACCACCAAAACCGAGCCUGAACGGCCGGCCGUGCCAACCAAGGAUACAAACAACGUCCACAAUCCCAAAAUGUCUUCCCGAACAGGCCCACCGCCGGCGAAAGACAACAAGACCGAGAAAACCGGUCAUACUCACCGUUGGAGAUCACUCAGCUUCAAACGAACGACAUGA
Molecule: messenger RNA, 2328 nt
Organism: Penicillium cosmopolitanum
Lineage: Eukaryota; Fungi; Ascomycota; Eurotiomycetes; Eurotiales; Aspergillaceae
Gene: creB
Exons: 3
Coding region: 1-2328 (775 amino acids)
Biological process (GO): protein deubiquitination
Cellular component (GO): cytosol; nucleus
Molecular function (GO): cysteine-type deubiquitinase activity; cysteine-type endopeptidase activity
Source: RefSeq, a predicted model, not a curated record